Candida tropicalis MYA-3404 is the source of this 2196-nucleotide messenger RNA. It is a transcript of the gene MLH1, whose product is annotated as mismatch repair ATPase. The record is from RefSeq and is a predicted model, not a curated record. The transcript has a single exon. NCBI's taxonomy places the organism in Eukaryota, Fungi, Ascomycota, Pichiomycetes, Serinales, Debaryomycetaceae. Gene Ontology annotation, cellular component: MutLalpha complex. Gene Ontology annotation, biological process: mismatch repair. The coding region runs from base 1 to 2196 and encodes 731 amino acids. Gene Ontology annotation, molecular function: ATP-dependent DNA damage sensor activity; ATP hydrolysis activity; mismatched DNA binding.
AUGACAGACUUAGAUACAAGAACAAUCAAGAAGCUAGAUGAAUCAGUGAUUAAUAAGAUAGCAGCUGGUGAGAUUAUUAUUCAACCAGCAAAUGCAUUAAAAGAAAUGUUGGAGAAUUCUAUUGAUGCAAAUGCAACUAUGAUUGAUAUACUAGUGAAAGAUGGCGGAUUGAAAUUAUUACAAAUCACAGACAACGGUCAUGGAAUCAAUAAAGUUGAUUUACCUUUAUUGUGUGAACGGUUUGCUACGUCAAAAUUAUCAAAAUUUGAAGACCUAGAAAGUAUUGCCACAUAUGGAUUUCGUGGUGAAGCAUUGGCUAGUAUUUCUCAUAUAUCAAGAUUAUCUGUUAUUACCAAACAGCAAGAUUCUAAUCUAGCAUAUAAGGCAUUUUAUAUGAAUGGUAAAUUAUGUGGAGCUAAUUUUAAACCAGGGGCCAAGAGUACAGAGCCACGCCCCACAGCAGGUAAAGUGGGGACCCAAAUCAUAGUGGAAGAUUUAUUUUACAAUAUCCCUUCAAGACUACGCGGUUUAAAAUCAAAAAGUGAUGAAUUUUCAAAGAUUUUAGAUAUUGUUGGUCGUUAUGCUAUCCAUUGUGGAGAUGUGGGUUUUAGUUGUAAGAAAUUUGGAGACCCAUUACAGCAAUUGAAUACAAGACCGAAAUUGCCCAUAAAGGAGCGCAUCAGAUUGGUUUAUGGAUCAGCUAUUGCCAAUGAAUUGCUUGACGUGGAGAAUAUAAAGGAGGAAGAGCUUGGGUUGAUGAAAGUGAGUGGUGUUUUGACAAAUGCAAACUAUAAUAACAAAAAGAAGAUUCAACCAAUAUUUUUCAUUAAUCAUAGACUAGUUACUUGUGAUCCACUUAAAAAAGCAAUUAAUUCCAUCUUCCAAUUUUUCUUGCCAAAAGGUAGCCACCCAUUUUAUUAUCUUAGUUUGGAAAUAAGACCAGAUAAUUUAGACGUUAAUGUUCAUCCAACCAAACGAGAAGUGAGAUUUCUUAAUGAAGAUGAAAUAAUUGAUGUUAUUGUUUCCAAAGUACAUGGGAUUCUAUCAAGUGUUGACACUUCACGAAAGUUCAAAACACAGACAGUUGUUACAAAAAGACCCAAUGAAGAAAUCGAUGAAGGUAUGGAAUUACCUAGAUCUCAAGUGACACAGCCAUCGUUGAAGAAAUAUCGACAGGAAAAUAAAAUGGUUCGAGUUGAUUCUUCUCAACCAAAGAUAAGUUCUUUUAUGCAGCUGCAGGAAGCUGGAAGUUACCACGAACAUAUGAAGAAGGAAUUUGUGAAUAUUUCCUCACUGAUGAUACAAGAAGAUACCAGCGAAGAUAGAAUCCCUAGUGUGCAAGUGGAAGAGAUUGAAAUUGAUGAUUUACCAAAUCAAGACGCAGUGGUAGAUGAGGCACCUCCUUCUUCUCCACAAGCAGAUAUUUUACCUGCUGAGUUGACUUCACCGGAAAAAGAUAAAGUGCAAAUCAAUUCAACUAGAAAACAAAUCCAGGUGAAUUUGGAUUCGAUUGCUAAUUUGAAAACAGAGUUGACAUCCAUUGUCAAUAAACCUUUGACGAAUAUAUUCAAUCAUGCAGUUUAUGUGGGUAUUAUAGAUCCAGUCAAGAGAUUAUGCUGUUUCCAAUAUGAUGUUAAGCUAUUCUUGUGUGACUACGGAGCAAUGUUGCUAGAGUUUUAUUAUCAAAUUGGAUUACAAGAAUUUUGUAACUUCGGCGAGAUUCAGUUUGGUCUGCCAAUAAAACUUGAAGAGUUGUUAGCUCCAUUGUAUGAGAUCAAUGAUAAUUUGGAGCCGAUGAACAAAAUCAUUGAUACAAUUGUAGGUAUGAAGGAGAUGUUUUUUGAGUAUUUUCAGAUUGUAAUAGAUGAAGAAAAUAGAUUAACCACAUUACCAAUGUUAGUUGCUGGAGUACAACCUGAUUAUAAUAAAUUACCAUAUUUUCUAUAUCGAUUAGGAACCAAAAUCAACUAUGAAGAUGAGCAGGAUUGUCUAAAAGGUAUUCUUAGACAAAUUUCAUUGUUUUACCUACCAGAACCCUCGGAAGAAGAAAGUAAAAGAAAUGAGUUUGAACAACAAUUAGAAAAUAUAUUGUUUCCGGAGAUAAAAAAACAAUUUUUAGCCCCUAAAAAUAUGUUGAGAGAUGUGAUUCAAAUUGCUGAUUUACCAGGUUUAUAUAAAGUGUUUGAAAGAUGUUGA